CCGUGCGUCAUGCCGACCGUAACUUUACCGUUCAGUCACUUUGGUAUCUUCUCUUGCCUUCCGGGGCCAACCUUCAUCCAUACUUACUCUAGGGCCAGAUGCAUCAUAUUCAAUAGAAUGGCAACAUAACUUACUCACUAUCAGUAGAUAUGGAUUGAUUCGAUGCAUGCAACAUACAAAGCACAUAUCAACAAAUUCUGAGACUAACCAAACAUCUCCAUCUCCAUAUUCAUCCCCACCCCUACCAAAGCCCUCUCUCACUCUCUCACAAAAUCAAUUCCUUCAAAGUGGCAAAAAGUACAUACUCUCAAACCCUGUAACCAGCAAGUAGAUAAUCUAGAAAGAACUCUGACUGACUCGACUCAGAGCAACCCAACCACCACAAACCCCAGAUCUCCUACCCAUGACCAACACAUCGGGAACCAUGCAUAGCCGUCCAGUCCAAACCUCAAUCCUCACGAACGACCAUCUUUUAAGUAUUAUCUGCAGCCAGCAUCUGUUAUCAUCAAGCUGCUGCUGCUGCUACUAUAACCCUUCCCGCUAUCUGCCAUAUAAAUCGACCAAGACACACGGGUCGGCUCAAUUCAAGCUUUCCCGUUUGCAUGCAGCGUCACCUUCGUCGCCUCGCACUAACAAGGUCCGGAGACAUGUAGGGGAAUCAACGUACAACUACCAGUUGAGUAGUAACGUUAUGAAUCAAAUCAAGAACGGACAGACCAGGCUGCAUCAACGCCAAGCCCGGGCCAAGUCCCUCCAGACAAGGAAUCGGCCGUCUGCAUGUCAUCAGCAGGACACUUUUGCCAUAGCUCCACUUGCAGAUGCUAGGCUUCGAGUAAGAGGUAGUAUGGUAUACCCUACGUGCUUUGAUAUCUGCUACAGUAGAUGUUUGUUCUUUCAGAACUGUAGUUAUCUAACCUAAUGAUCUGCUCAAACGCAAUGAUUAUCUGUAAAUGAAGAGACAUGGUAGAGUAUACUAACUAAUCAACAAACCGGCUGACUUUAAUCCGGUUACACACAUGCUCAUCCUA
This is a messenger RNA of Aspergillus piperis CBS 112811, 1028 nucleotides long. RefSeq lists its product as uncharacterized. The record is from RefSeq and is a predicted model, not a curated record. The transcript has a single exon. Bases 404 to 919 code for a protein of 171 amino acids. NCBI's taxonomy places the organism in Eukaryota, Fungi, Ascomycota, Eurotiomycetes, Eurotiales, Aspergillaceae.